CAUUUGAAUAUUCCUGCACCAGCUUCCAGAAGUUUCUUUCACCGAGUAUAUAUAGGCAUCUGCAAGCAACAUUUCUGCACCGAAGCAGCAUCGGAGAUAAGAAGAGGAGCGCCUCCGCACAGCUGUCCAAGACUUUCCCUGCAAGCAUGUGGGUGUCCAACCUUAUUGCUCUGUGCCUCGUGGCCGUCUCCGGUGAAGACAAAAAGCUGAGUAGCCAUGCAACCUCUAUGGCUGACACCAGCGCUAACCUGGCCUUCAGUCUCUACCACAAUGUCGCCAAAGAGAAGAACCUCGAGAACAUCCUCAUCUCUCCUGUGGUGGUGGCCUCCUCUUUGGGCAUGGUUGCCAUGGGCGGCAAAUCUUCCACCGCCUCUCAGGUGAAGAGCCUCCUGAAGGCUGAUUCCCUAAGGGACGACCACUUGCACACAGGUCUGUCCGAGCUUCUCCAGGAGGUGAGCGACCCACAGGCCCGCAACGUCACGUGGAGAAUCAACAACAGGCUUUAUGGCCCCAGCUCUGUGAGCUUUGCGGAUGACUUUGUGAAGAAUAGCAAGAAGCAUUACAACUAUGAACACUCGAAGAUCAACUUCCGCGACAAGAGAAGCGCUAUCAACUCCAUCAACGAAUGGGCCGCCAAGUCAACCGAUGGCAAGCUGCCAGAAGUUACCAAAGAUGUGAAAAACACAGACGGGGCUAUGAUCGUCAAUGCCAUGUUCUUCAAACCCCACUGGGAUGAGAAGUUUCACCACAAGAUGGUUGACAACCGUGGUUUCCUGGUAACUCGCUCCCACACGAUCUCUGUUCCCAUGAUGCACCGCACAGGUCUGUACGGUUUCCAUGAUGAUACACAGAACAAGCUCUACGUGCUAAACAUGCCUUUGGCACAUAAGAAGUCCAGCAUGGUUUUCAUCAUGCCCUACCAUGUGGAGCCUCUGGAAAGGCUGGAGAAACUGCUUACCCGCCAACAGGUGGACACCUGGCUCAGCCAUCUUGAGGAGAGAGCCGUCGCCAUCUCUUUGCCAAAAGUUAGCUUGGAAGUCAGCCAUGACCUUCAGAAACAUCUCGGAGAACUUGGUCUUACCGAAGCUGUUGACAAAUCUAAGGCGGAUCUGUCCAACAUUUCUGGCAAGAAGGAUCUUUACCUUGCCAAUGUCUUCCAUGCUUCCUCUUUUGAGUGGGACACAGAGGGAAACCCCUUUGACGCCAGCAUUUACAGCAGUGAGAAGAUCAGGAAUCCCAAGCUCUUCUAUGCUGACCAUCCCUUCAUUUUCCUUGUGAAAGACAACAAGACCAACUCCAUUCUAUUUAUUGGCAGGCUGGUUCGACCCAAGGGUGACAAAAUGAGAGAUGAAUUGUAGUUGCCAAGUCGUUUUAAUUGAAUUUUGUGAUGAUUAUCGUAUGGUUUGCACAUUCCAGUGAGUAAUCCGUGUAUGGUGAACUGUAGUUCAGAAAGUAAAUUUUUGGGUAAUGAAAAAAAUGUAACAAGCUGGUUUUCACCAUAUCACCUACAAGUAUGCCAUCAUUUGACAUCAAUCAUGUAGAUUAUUCAGUCACAUACUAUGCUUAUAUUAAGCGUAGUGCUGUUAACGUUAGGAUGUGGUAUUGUGAAAUUUACGAGUGCGCUUGUAGAACCUUUCUUCAUGAGCAUGUGACAUCUGUGUAGUGUUAUUUAUUUUGCCUUAUCUUUAACGUUUAAAGGGAGAGGGCAUGUCUGAAGCGUUUCUCAAGCUCAUUUGGUAGAUUUCACUUAUACCCAACAACAUAGAACUCUGUUGUCCAACCUGUCUUCCAAUCCUUUCAAUAUGUCAAAUUAUGUCAUGUUAGGUUGUUUCAUAAGUGUUUACGAUAUGGAUUUUUUUCUUUUCACUUUCAUUUUGUUUAAUGUUUUUUUUCCAAUAAAUUCCAAUAAAAAACUUUUUUUCUCA
This is a messenger RNA of Triplophysa rosa, 1925 nucleotides long. RefSeq names its product serpin peptidase inhibitor, clade H (heat shock protein 47), member 1b (gene serpinh1b). Gene Ontology annotation, cellular component: endoplasmic reticulum. The coding region runs from base 147 to 1358 and encodes 403 amino acids. Lineage: Eukaryota; Metazoa; Chordata; Actinopteri; Cypriniformes; Nemacheilidae. Gene Ontology annotation, molecular function: serine-type endopeptidase inhibitor activity. Gene Ontology annotation, biological process: collagen fibril organization; negative regulation of endopeptidase activity. The transcript has 5 exons. The record is from RefSeq and is a predicted model, not a curated record.